AUGGGGUCCUCAGCAGUGGAGAUGGAGUUUGCCCAUCACCUGGAAACCCUGCUUAAGCUGCGGCAGCGCCUGUGCAGGGAGACAGAGCCCCACAAACUCUACAAAACCCUGAAGAAAGUCUCUUCUCAGCCCAUCCUAUGUGACACCCUGGAGAAGAUUGGCUUCAGACAGACCAUCAAGCGCUUGAGGAAAGAGCAGCUCCUGGUCCCCUUUGCCAAGGAAUUUGCCACCCUGUGGUCAAGAAGGUCCCAGUUUGGGCCCCAGUCUGAGUCAGACAUACAGAACUUUGCCAUUCAGGCUAACCUCAUGACAGAGUCGUCAAAAAACUCUCCAGAAGACAAGUCCCAUGAGCCCAGGUCUAAGGAAGACAGAGAAAAUGAAAGAAAGGUCUUAGAGGUGAGCAGUAAACACCCAAGUCCGGGCCUAAGCUCGAGGCUGAGCCUAAGCAAACACACAAGCCCUGACCAAAAGGCAACUCUCAGUCCAAGGCUGGAGCCAAGAGGAAGCAAAAGGCACAGCACAUCUUGUGGGGACCCAGGGCUAGCUGCACAGAGCCAGGAGAAGGUAGCAAAGGGCUCCCGCAGACGUGUAGAAAAGCCCAGGCAGCUUCAAGAAGAGAAGCUCCUCUCCAGCAAGUCAAAUGCAGGACCAGCAAAGCAGUGCCUUUCUCCUCUGCAGAGAAAGAGCCCAGGAUAUUGGAUUCUGCAAGACCACCCUACUGAGCCUUCUGAGGCUUGCUCCGACUAUGACAGCUCUGCUUCCUCUGCUCUGCCCCUGACACAACCUCCAUGCAAGAGGAGGAAGAAAUGUACCUGGACAGUUGAAGCCCAGAGCCCUGUAGCAAAGGCGCCUCUCAGCAAGUCUUGCAGCAGCAAGGAGCUAAAUUGCCUUGAUGUGAGUCCCCUUCCAGAAGUGGCCUCCAGUUGCCAAGAUGACUCCCUCCUGGAUGGCCUGGAGCAAUAUUCUUUGCACACUGAUCAAGAAGAACCAACUUGGGCAUGCAGGGUCAACUUCAGAACGCCAGUCUAUUCGGGUCGCGCACCUUCCAGGCUCCUGAAGAAAUCCAAGGAAGGGCGCCUUGCUGUGCCCUCUUGCCCCUUGGAAACUCAGUACCAACCAGCUGGAGACAAAGCUGAGCCCUGGCAGCAAGUAGAGAAAUCCCUGCCCCAGACUCAUACUGCCAAGGAAAAUCCCAACCAGACUGAGACCCAGACACACCUCCAGCUGGAAAAGUCCCGCGAGCUCAGGUUGCAAGCCCUGAAAGCCCGCAUCCAAAGCACAGAAGCCAAGAAACCACAAAGCCGCCAAACCAAGUUACUCACCUUCGACACCAAUAAUACCAGCUCAGGACAUCAGACAGAAUCUGGACCAGGAGGGGAGGCCUCCUCUGACAAGAACAGCCUCCCUGAAGACUUGGCUCCUAGCCACUUGCAGAGAGCUCCUUGCCUGUCGGCAGGAGGCAGCAACAAGACCCAGGCAAAGAAAAGGACCCCUCUCAUGGCCAAGGCCCUGAGGGAUUACAAAAAGAUGUACUUUUGCAGGUGA
Molecule: messenger RNA, 1545 nt
Organism: Chionomys nivalis (European snow vole)
Lineage: Eukaryota; Metazoa; Chordata; Mammalia; Rodentia; Cricetidae
Product: elongin-A3 member D-like
Exons: 1
Coding region: 1-1545 (514 amino acids)
Source: RefSeq, a predicted model, not a curated record